AUGCAGUGUACCAGGUUGGUCCCAAGUUCUUUAAUUUCUUCCAACAAAUCACAAUCAAUACGAACUAUCAAUGUAGCAAUGGGACCUUUAAUGUUUCGCCAGAAAAUUGCAUAUAAGACAAGAUACCACUGGAUGUUAGACUUAAAAAAGAGCAAAGCUCGUGCAAAAUACCCUUGGAUUCCCAGAGAACCAACAACAUGCAUGGAAAUAUAUGGUCAAAAAAUUAUUUCUCCUGAAACACACUUGGAUUUUAUUGUACCUAAUGACUUAGAUAAAUGUGAACUAAAACCUUACGUUUCAUGGCGAUCAAAGCUGGUUGAGGAAGGACCACUAACAGCUGAAGUUUUAUUUAAUAACAGAUAUUCACAAAAAAUAACUGAAAUGUUUAAAAAUGGUGCAAGUAAUGAAGAAAUUAUGGAGUACUUGAAGAACACGAAUUGUUAA
Molecule: messenger RNA, 444 nt
Organism: Schistosoma rodhaini
Lineage: Eukaryota; Metazoa; Platyhelminthes; Trematoda; Strigeidida; Schistosomatidae
Source: the annotation of a GenBank genome assembly